UUCAGCCCUGCUGCCUGUGUGUGGCAACCAGGGUAAGCUGGACAACUGGGGGAAAUGCGAGAUUGUGGAGAGUACCAUGUUACGCUUUUAAAGAAUCUCCAGCCACUUCGAGUCGGAAGGCAGAUUUCGGAGGCGUAUAUCUUUUUUUUUUUCCUCUCUGGGAUUAACCAGCCACAAAAGGCGCACAUUCCUCGGAGGUUCGCGACUGAGAAUAAAGUAGUUUAAUCGAGCCCGACCGCACCAAAUUCCCUCCCAACUGCUCCCCCAGUCUGGCUGGGUGCGCUCCGGAGAGACGGGGAGAGAAAGAGAGAGAGAGAGGAUGCUUGUCGAGAUCCGCGUCCACCACGCUCACAUUAGGAGGGAUUAAACGCAUGAAUUAUUGCCUGCUUCGUUUUUCUCCAGGAACCAAACUCGGGGCGGACGUUGAGUACGCGGAGAACCACCGCGUCAUUUUCCAACGCGCGGUUUUCGCGACCCCCCCCCACCCCGUCCGCCGAGACCGCCGAGGCUGUGAGCAAAUCUCAACCAUUUUGCUAAAGGACCUGUACAGUGGAGAGAUAAACAAAGGAUACGUUUCAAGAUGUAUCCACAAGGCCGACAUCCGGCGCCCCAUCAGCCCGGCCAGCCUGGCUUUAAAUUCACCGUGGCAGAGUCUUGUGACAGGAUUAAAGAUGAAUUUCAGUUCCUGCAAGCCCAGUAUCACAGUCUUAAGGUGGAGUAUGACAAGCUGGCCAAUGAGAAGACAGAGAUGCAGCGCCACUAUGUCAUGUAUUACGAGAUGUCCUACGGGCUGAACAUUGAGAUGCACAAACAGACAGAGAUUGCCAAGCGGCUCAACGCAAUUUUAGCUCAAAUUAUGCCUUUCCUGUCACAAGAGCACCAGCAGCAGGUUGCUCAGGCAGUGGAGAGGGCUAAGCAGGUGACUAUGACAGAGCUGAAUGCCAUCAUCGGGCAGCAGCAGCUGCAGGCGCAGCACCUCUCCCACGCCGCACACGGGCCUCCGGUGCAGCUCCCGCCGCACCCCUCAGGACUGCAGCCGCCCGGCAUCCCUCCCGUGACGGGCUCCGGAUCGGGCCUGCUGGCGCUCGGCGCCCUGGGGAGCCAGGCCCACCUCCCGGUGAAGGAUGAGAAGAACCAUCAUGAGCUCGAACACAGAGGUGAGGAGACGCCUUUUCAGAACAACUCUAUAUCACCAUCAGAAAGCUUACGCACAACAGGUGAGAAGCACCGCAGCUCCUCUGACUAUAAUGUGGACUCAAAGAAGCGCAAAGUGGAGGAGAAGGACAGCAUGAGCAGAUAUGACAGCGAUGGAGAAAAAAGCGAUGACCUGGUGGUAGAUGUGUCCAAUGAGGACCCCGCCACUCCACGAGCAAGCCCCGCCCACUCGCCGCCCGAAAACGGCAUCGAUAAGCCCCGCCCCCCAAAGAAGGACACGCCCAACAGCCCUGCAUCGGUGGCGUCCUCUGGGAGCACCCCCUCCUCCAAGGCCAAGGAGCUCAGUCAUAAUGACAAAUCCUCCACGCCGGGCCUCAAGUCCAACACCCCCACCCCUCGCAACGAUGCCCCCACCCCUGGCACCAGCUCCACUCCCGGGCUCAGACCCAUCCUGGGCAAACCACCAGGCAUGGAGGCUCUCGCAGCCCCAGCUCUGCGCACUCCCCUGUCCAUGGCGGGCUCGUACCCCUCCCCGUUCGCCAUGAUGGGCCAUCAUGAAAUGAACGGGGGCCUGACGAGCCCCGGCGUCUACGCUGGCCUGCACAUCUCCCCGCAGAUGAGCGCUGCGGCGGCUGCGGCCUACGGACGCUCCCCCAUGGGGUUCGACCCUCACACGCACAUGAGGGCCCCCGGUCUUCCAGCCAGCCUCACCUCCAUUUCUGGUGGCAAACCGGCGUACUCCUUCCACGUCAGCGCCGACGGCCAGAUGCAGCCCGUGCCCUUCCCGCCCGACGCCUUGAUCGGCCCGGGCAUUCCGCGCCACGCCCGGCAGAUCAACACGCUGAACCACGGCGAGGUGGUGUGCGCCGUCACCGUCAGCAACCCCACGCGCCACAUCUACACCGGAGGCAAAGGCUGUGUCAAAAUCUGGGACAUCAGCCAACCUGGCAGCAAGAGCCCGGUCUCCCAACUGGACUGUCUGAACAGGGAUAACUACAUCCGCUCCUGUAAGCUGCUGCCUGAUGGCCGCACAUUGAUUGUCGGAGGCGAGGCCAGCACGUUGACCAUCUGGGAUCUGGCCUCUCAGACGCCCCGCAUCAAGGCCGAGCUCACCUCCUCAGCCCCAGCGUGCUACGCCUUAGCCAUCAGCCCCGACGCCAAGGUCUGCUUCUCCUGCUGCAGCGACGGAAACAUUGCCGUUUGGGACCUGCACAACCAGACUCUUGUUAGGCAGUUCCAGGGUCACACGGAUGGCGCGAGCUGUAUUGACAUAUCCCAUGACGGCACUAAGCUGUGGACUGGUGGCCUUGACAACACUGUUCGCUCCUGGGACCUGAGGGAGGGCCGGCAGCUGCAGCAACACGACUUCACUUCACAGAUCUUCUCUCUGGGCUAUUGUCCGACUGGAGAGUGGCUGGCAGUGGGCAUGGAGAGCAGCAAUGUGGAGGUGCUCCACCACUCAAAGCCUGACAAGUAUCAGCUCCACCUGCACGAGAGCUGCGUCCUCUCUCUCAAGUUCGCAUACUGUGGUAAAUGGUUCGUAAGCACUGGGAAGGACAAUCUGUUGAACGCUUGGAGGACUCCGUACGGCGCCAGCAUAUUCCAGUCCAAGGAGUCCUCGUCCGUCCUGAGCUGUGACAUCUCCACGGACGACAAGUACAUCGUGACAGGCUCCGGCGACAAGAAGGCCACUGUGUAUGAAGUCAUCUACUGAAGCCGACUGCGUUGGACUGGAGCGCGCCCACGCUCGGGGACGGGGGACUCCUCCGCGUCCCCCCCCUCACUCGGACAGCUUGGAUGUUGCCUGCGGCCCCGGGGCGGAUGGGCAGGAAGUUUGGCAGUGCCAGACUGCAAAGACGGCCGGCGCCGCGGUUGGUCCCGUAGGCCGCGAGCUCGGCUCUGCCCUUCCUCACUCAUACAACGAACGCUGAAGCGAGUGCACUUCCCCACGGCACGAAGAAGAAAAUAUCCCGCUGUUUUCCUGUUUGUUGGAUAUUUCUUUUUCUUUUUCUUUUUUUUUUUUUUUUUUAUUCGUCCUUUUCAAUGUGGAGAUAAAGUUCCGUGACACGACAAGAAGCGGCGCUUCGCUGUGGAGCUUCUCCUCGGAGGUUCUGUGAAAAGUGUACAUAAUGGAGUAAUAAAAGGCCUUUUAUAGAUUUAUAUUUUGGUGUCCAGUUACACUUGUGAUGGUUCUUUCUUGUUCUCUCCAUGAUUUUUCUGUUCCCUCUGGGGAUGGAAAUUAGAUUAGGACUUUGUAAGAGGAUAUUCUAUUUCAGUUUUUCCCUCUUCUGCUUUUUUUCAUGUUCGUUGUCCAGGAUGACCUUUCGGAAACCUAAUUUGGAUUUUUUUUCCCCUGACAACUGCCUUUUUUCUUCGCUAUUUGCUGUAACACAGACAUUAGUCCCAUGGAUAUUACCAGUGGAGAAUUGUGGAAAUGCCCCUUUUCAGACUGGAACGAAGAGGAAAAUAUGGUUUCCAGUUACUUUCACCCUUUUGCCCUGAUCCGCAGAAAUUCAUCCUUGAAAUUAAGACCUAUCAAUGAACACUGGCUGCUUUCACUAACAACAUGGAUAACUGUCAGUGGGAGGACUGAUAUGCUUUAUGGAGAAACAGCUGUGACCUGAGCUGAUCAGAUGCGAUCAGCCUGAUCUGUUGACUCGACUGUUGUAUGAAUCAUCAUUUUUCCCACUUAACAAAGAUUAAUCAUCAGUCUGUAAGAGUUCAUUAUUUCCUCUCUUGUUGGACUCUAUGUGACUGAUAUGCAAGACGUACAGGGUUACUCAUAAAGGUGGCAGAGCAGCCAAGAUCCCUUCUGACAUUUGGGCGACGCUCUGUUUUUUGUUUUCCUUCGGUAUUUCAUAAUAUUCCACUACAAUCAUCUCAGACACGAAUGGUCUCCACAUAAACAGACUGUGUAGCUUACAGGUCUCAUCGUCCCUGAGGAUUGUACAGUUGACAGUUGUUGAUAAAUCAAUAAACUGUUUUUAUAUUAAAAAUCA
Molecule: messenger RNA, 4154 nt
Organism: Betta splendens (Siamese fighting fish)
Lineage: Eukaryota; Metazoa; Chordata; Actinopteri; Anabantiformes; Osphronemidae
Gene: tle3a
Product: TLE family member 3, transcriptional corepressor a
Exons: 20
Coding region: 581-2869 (762 amino acids)
Biological process (GO): regulation of DNA-templated transcription; negative regulation of canonical Wnt signaling pathway
Cellular component (GO): nucleus; transcription regulator complex
Molecular function (GO): protein binding; transcription corepressor activity
Source: RefSeq, a predicted model, not a curated record